This is a messenger RNA of Aspergillus japonicus CBS 114.51, 1212 nucleotides long. RefSeq names its product Hsp20/alpha crystallin family protein. Bases 40 to 1212 code for a protein of 390 amino acids. NCBI's taxonomy places the organism in Eukaryota, Fungi, Ascomycota, Eurotiomycetes, Eurotiales, Aspergillaceae. The transcript has a single exon. The record is from RefSeq and is a predicted model, not a curated record. Gene Ontology annotation, biological process: response to salt stress; response to heat; protein folding.
CUUACCCCACACGGUCUCUUUCUUUGACUUAAAAUAAACAUGGCCAUCCGAGCCCUCAACCAGAACUUCCCUCCCUGGGGCUUUGCCGCCAACGCAGAAGGACCGGGCCCAACUCACCCAUUCUCAUCUCCUUAUCCCAACCCAUGGAACUUCCCACCGGGCCCGACCCAAGUCGGUCAAUACAGCCACCCCUACCCAUCACCCUGGGCAGCACAGGACCGUGACGGGGACGAAACCAACGAGGCCAGUGGUCCACGCAGGCCAUACCCCUACCCCGGGCCGGCCAAGGGACAUCCCCCAUACACCUUUCCCGGCGCACCUGAGGGCCGAAAGCCAUACCCGUUCCCCGGCCCUCUCGCAUGGCACCAGCCACACGCCUACCCACGCCCGGCGGAAAGUCGAAAACCCUACCCUUCGCCCUGGGGGGACGACGGUGAGAAGCCGAAGCCUAAGCCCAAGCCCAAGCCGUUCCCGCGCAAGCCGUACCCCUACCCGGGACCCGCCGAGGGCCACAAGCCGUACCCGUAUUCGGGCCCCAUUCCCUGGCGACAGCCCUACCCGUCCCCAUGGGGGGACGACGACGAGAACGACGAGGACGAUGACGAUGACAACGACUGCAAGCCCGCGUUCCCGCGCCAGCCGUACCAGUUUCCAGGUGUGCAACCACACCGUGCAGGCGGAUUUCCUUAUCAGCAGACGCCAGACACGUUCCCCGGGUUUCCGCAGGGUGGACCCGGUCAGCGAGGAUGGGGAGCGAACGGGCACAGUGCACGGGGCGGCUUCGACGCACCCCACCACCCCUGGACCUUCCCCUACCCCAACCAGCCACUCUACACGUUCCCCGGGGUCAAAUCAGAUAACUACCAGCCAGACGUGGACGUGUUUGACACCCCCGAGGCAUUCGUGAUCCACGUGCCUCUGCCGGGCGCGAAGAAGGAAGAUAUCGAGGUCAGCUGGGAUCCCAAGGCUGUGCAGCUUUGUAUCUCGGGGACGAUCGAUCGGCCGGGUGCGGAGGAGCUACUGAAGACGAUUGCGCUGGAUGAGCGGCGGGUGGGCGCGUUUGAGCGCCAGGUGCGGCUGGGGAGCCUGGGCGGUGCGCCGAAGGUGGAGGGCGAGGCCAUCUCGGCGAAGUUGGAGGAUGGGGUGCUCGUGGUAGAGUUGCCAAAGACGGAACCGGAUGAUGUUGAGGUGAAGAAAGUGAUGAUUGAGUGA